CUCUGUCAUAGAGAACCGGACGUGCUGCUGCUUCUUCGCCGUCCACCACCGUCAUUAUGGCGAUUCAAAAGAAGCAUGGCAAGGGCCGUUUGGACAAGUGGUACAAGCUUGCCAAGGAAAAGGGCUAUCGCGCCCGUGCUGCUUUCAAGCUCAUCCAGCUGAACAAGAAGUAUGGCUUCUUGGAGAAGAGCAAGGUUCUUUUGGACCUCUGCGCCGCCCCUGGCUCGUGGUGUCAGGUAGCCGCGGAGGUCAUGCCGGUCAACAGUCUGAUCGUUGGUGUCGAUCUCGCACCGAUCAAGCCGAUACCCAGAGUCAUCACAUUUCAGAGCGACAUCACAACCGAGAAAUGCCGUGCCACUAUUCGACAACACUUCAAGACUUGGAAGGCCGACACGGUUCUGCACGACGGGGCGCCCAAUGUUGGUACGGCCUGGGCGCAGGACUCGUUCAACCAGGCCGAGCUGGCUCUCCAGGCCAUGAAAUUGGCAACGGAAUUCCUCGUUGAAGGGGGUACUUUCGUCACCAAGGUGUUCCGUUCCAAGGACUACAACCCCCUUCUUUGGGUUCUGAACCAGCUCUUCACCAAGGUCGAAGCCACCAAACCCCCUUCGUCCCGAAAUGUGUCUGCCGAAAUCUUCGUCGUCUGCCGUGGGUACAAAGCCCCAAAGAAAAUGGACCCCCGCUUCUUAGAUCCCAAGUCUGUCUUCGCAGAACUCGCCGGUGCGACACCGAAUAACGAAGCCAAAGUUUACAAUCCCGAGGUCAAGAAGCGCAAGCGUGAGGGUUAUGAGGAAGGCGAUUACACGCAGUUCAAGGAAGUCCCGGCGAGCGAAUUCAUCCAAACGACAGAUCCGAUUGCCAUCCUGGGAAGCUCUAACAAACUCACCUUUGAGCAACCGAGGAAUGGGGACGUCGCCUUGGCUGCACUGGACAAACUUCCCGAGACCACUGCUGAGAUCAGGACAUGCUGUGCAGAUCUCAAGGUUCUGGGCCGUAAGGAUUUCAAGCUGCUGCUGAAAUGGAGGCUCAGAGUCCGAGAGAUCUUUGGCUUCAAGACGAAAACAUCCACCGACGACGCCGACAAGGAGGAGACAGAGGAGGUUGCCGAAGUGGGCUCCAUGGACGAGGAGCUUCGCAUACAGGAAGAACUUCAGGCGCUGAAAGACAAGGACAGUAGUAAGAAGAAGCGCGAAAAGCGGAAAGAAAACGAGCGCAAGCAACGGGAGAUCGUUCGCAUGCAACUCAACAUGGUUGCGCCAAUGGACAUUGGAAUGGAGGAAGCGGGUCCGAUCGGCGAAGGCUCCAUGUUUUCGCUCAAGAAAGUCGACAAGACGGACGCAAUGCGGAGACUGGCCCGAGGCAAAAUGACCAAGGUUGGCGACGACGCCAAAAAGGUCGAGGACAACGGACACGCCCAGGCAAAUAACGAGGAUGAAGAGACCGAUGAAGAGGAGGAUCGACUCGAACGGGAGCUUGACUCCAUGUAUGACAACUAUCGUGAACGCAAGGCCGAAGCCGAUGCGAAGUAUCGGGCAAAGAAAGCCAGGAAGGAACAUGGCGACGAUGAAUGGGAAGGUCUCUCUGGCAGCGAGAAGGAUGAGAAAAGCGAAUCAAGCGACCUUGACGAGGAAGACUCAUCGGAUGACGACGAUGAAGGGUUAUCCGACAAAGGUUUGCUGAGGGAUUUGGACGACACCGAGCCGUCUGAGAGCGGCUUGUCCAAGCGGGCCGCAGCGUUUUUCAAUCAAGAUGUCUUCAAGGGGAUCACUCUCCCCGGCUUGAAAGAGAGCAAGGCUGAGAGGAAUUCUCUUGCAAACCCUCCGGAAUCCCGGACGACCCUGAGCAAGGCGACAGAUAUUGUGCCGGCCGCACAAGCGGCUGCAGUCGAGCCAGAGUUCGAGUCCGAGUCCGACAACGAGAGCAAGCCUUUCGAGACGGUGAAAGCUGGAGACGAGGACUGGGAAGACGAGACAAAUCGGCGACCAGACGGGAAGUUGGGUGAGUGCAAAGCCAUUUACAGGACCCUUGCGCCUUUCAUCGUCGGCACCCUAGGGAGAGCAGAUACUGACCGUCUUUGCGUAGAUAUCGACAUCAUUACUGCCGAGGCCAUGACCCUCGCACACCAGCUUGCCACGGGGCAAAAGACCAGCCAUGACGCCGUGGAUGACGGUUUCAAUAAAUGGGCUUUCCGUGAUCGCGACGGACUGCCAGAGUGGUUCAUUGAUGAGGAGUCGAAGCACGACAAACCUAUGAAGCCCAUCACCAAGGCCGCCGCACAAGCAAUCAAGGAAAAGAUGCGGGCGUUCAACGCGCGGCCCAUCAAGAAGGUGCGGGAGGCGAAGGCACGCAAGAAGUUCAAGGCUGCGCAGAAGCUGGAGAAGCUGAAGAAGAAGUCGGACAUGCUCGCAAACGAUGAGGGUAUGACAGAGAAGGAGAAGGCGGAGAGCAUAGCCAAGCUGCUGAGCAAGGCUGCACGCAAGAAGCCAUCGCAGCCUGCGAAGCUGGUCGUGGCAAAGGGCUUGAACAGGGGUAUUCAAGGCCGGCCAAAGGGCAUCAAGGGCCGAUACCGCAUGGUUGAUCCGAGGAUGAAGAAGGAGCUGAGGGCCCAAAAGAGGGUAUCACAGCGCAAGAAGAGGUGAUGAGUUGGAUGCAAAGGCUGAAGAUCCAUUCGCAUUAUAGCUACGAAUACUUUGGGAUAGAUCAGAUAUGUGAUGAGCUGUAUGGUAGUCAUCACCAUCGUAGCGUAAUUGUACUUGGCGGGAUGCAGGUUACCUGUCGUCCGCUCGCCCAAGGUUCCGCAGCAAC
Molecule: messenger RNA, 2805 nt
Organism: Purpureocillium takamizusanense
Lineage: Eukaryota; Fungi; Ascomycota; Sordariomycetes; Hypocreales; Ophiocordycipitaceae
Gene: SPB1
Product: AdoMet-dependent rRNA methyltransferase spb1
Exons: 2
Coding region: 57-2639 (860 amino acids)
Biological process (GO): maturation of LSU-rRNA from tricistronic rRNA transcript (SSU-rRNA, 5.8S rRNA, LSU-rRNA); maturation of 5.8S rRNA from tricistronic rRNA transcript (SSU-rRNA, 5.8S rRNA, LSU-rRNA); rRNA methylation
Cellular component (GO): nucleolus; preribosome, large subunit precursor; nucleus
Molecular function (GO): rRNA (guanine) methyltransferase activity; rRNA (uridine-2'-O-ribose)-methyltransferase activity
Source: RefSeq, a predicted model, not a curated record